AUGUUAAAGAGUACCAAAGCUUUUACACCGAUCCAAAGAAGGUUUAUAACGGAAACGGUAGUAAAAUCUACCCAGCCCUCUAGAACAAGAAAAAGAAGGGCUACUCAUUUCACUGAUAAGUUGAAUAAAGGACCAUCUUUCGAGGAUUUUGUUAACGGUAAUGCGCAGAAAUUCACAUUAGACCCGUUGGAAAAGGCCAGACAAAACAGUGAAGAAGUUAAAAGGUUGCCAUCUUGGUUGAAAGUUCCCAUCCCUAAGGGUUCAAACUUCCACAAGUUGAAAGAAGAUGUGAAGGAACUAAAGUUAAGUACCGUUUGUGAAGAAGCAAAGUGCCCCAACAUUGGGGAAUGUUGGGGCGGUGGUGAUAAGUCAAAGGCCACUGCUACCAUCAUGCUUCUAGGUGAUACAUGUACUAGAGGUUGUAGAUUCUGCUCUGUGAAAACGAAUAGAAAGCCAGCUGCACCUGAUCCAAUGGAACCAGAAAAUACUGCAGAAGCUAUUUCGAGAUGGGGUUUAGGUUAUGUCGUUUUAACUACCGUUGAUAGAGAUGAUCUUCCAGACGGUGGUGCGUAUCAUCUAUCUGAAACUGUCCAAAAGAUUAAGCAAAAAGCUCCUCACAUUUUAGUAGAAACCCUUUCUGGUGAUUUCAGAGGUGAUUUAGAAAUGGUUAAAGUCAUGGCUAAGUCCGGGCUUGAUGUUUAUGCUCACAAUGUCGAAACUGUAGAAGCUUUAACCCCACACGUCAGAGAUAGAAGAGCCACGUAUAGACAGUCUUUGAAUGUAUUGGAAUGUGCUAAAAAAACAGUACCAAGUUUGGUUACGAAAACUUCCAUAAUGUUAGGUUUAGGUGAGACAGACGAACAGGUUUUACAAACCAUGAAAGACCUCCGUGCCAUCGGAUGUGAUGUUGUCACUUUUGGGCAAUAUAUGAGGCCAACAAAAAGACAUAUGAAGGUUGUCGAAUACAUUACCCCGGAAAAAUUCGAAUAUUGGAAGCAAAAGGCCUUAGAAUUGGGUUUCUUAUACUGUGCAUCUGGCCCACUUGUUAGGUCCUCUUACAAAGCUGGUGAAGCAUUCAUCGAGAAUGUUCUAAGAAAUAGAAAGAGUGCAUCAGCUUGA
Kluyveromyces marxianus DMKU3-1042 is the source of this 1119-nucleotide messenger RNA. It is a transcript of the gene LIP5, whose product is annotated as lipoate synthase. The record is from RefSeq and is a predicted model, not a curated record. NCBI's taxonomy places the organism in Eukaryota, Fungi, Ascomycota, Saccharomycetes, Saccharomycetales, Saccharomycetaceae. Gene Ontology annotation, molecular function: lipoate synthase activity; 4 iron, 4 sulfur cluster binding. The transcript has a single exon. Gene Ontology annotation, biological process: lipoate biosynthetic process. The coding region runs from base 1 to 1119 and encodes 372 amino acids. Gene Ontology annotation, cellular component: mitochondrion.